This is a messenger RNA of Panthera uncia (snow leopard), 1032 nucleotides long. RefSeq names its product IQ motif containing K (gene IQCK). Gene Ontology annotation, molecular function: protein binding. The record is from RefSeq and is a predicted model, not a curated record. Bases 31 to 873 code for a protein of 280 amino acids. NCBI's taxonomy places the organism in Eukaryota, Metazoa, Chordata, Mammalia, Carnivora, Felidae. The transcript has 9 exons.
GGGAGGGCGGUUGCCUUGGAAACCGUGGCCAUGGCGGCCCCGGGGCGGGUGAGUAGUCGCACUGGUCCUCGCGAGGAACGGGCUGGCUCUACAGAGUUGUCGGAUGCUACCCGGACGCCAGUGCCCACCGUGUCCCCCGUAUCCCCCGAGCUACCCGUCUCGCCCGGACAGGGUGCGGAGCCGCUGGGCAAGAACCUGUGGGAGCAGAUCUGCGAGGAGUAUGAAGCUGAGCUGCCUCCCUUUCCAGAGGGAUGUAAAGUCAAACCAGAAGGUAUGAUUACUGUUUCACCAUUGGAGGAAACGAUUUUCCAUGGCUUCAAUACAGAGCACCUUUAUUCAACUCCUCAUUUGACCACGGACUCACAUGUACCCUGUCCUCAAGUUAAGUUGGAAAAAAUCCAUCCAAAAACAUGUUCCCCCAAGGAAUAUUUGGAAACAUUCAUCUUUCCAGUUCUGCUUCCUGGAAUGGCUAGCCUGCUUCACCAAGCAAAGAAAGAAAAAUGUUUUGAGAGAAAAAGAACCAAAUUCAUUGCCUGUGAUUUUCUGACUGAGUGGUUAUACAAUCAAAAUCCAAAGAGGAUAGGGGAGUCUUUCACGGAAUUCUUCUCCAUUCCAUUUGUGGAGCAGUGGCUGAAGCAUCACCCACGCCCGGCAAUGCCACUCUCCCUCCUGCUGACAGAAGGAGAGGCAGCACUGAUCAUUCAGUCCUUCUGGAGAGCCUAUCUGGUUCGGUGUGAUCCUGAGAUUCAAGAAUUGCGUCAGUGGCAGAAGAAACUGCGUGAAGACAACCACAUUCACCAGCGAGUCAAGAUUUUCUGGGCCAAACAAGAACAGAAAGUGAAAUGCAAAAUGGAGAAAGAGGAGGAGGCCUGAGCUAAGACUCCACCACCUUAUUUACCCACUGGUGGGAUCUUUUCCCUUCGGAGCUUCAGUGACCCUCUGUGAGGAAAAUGUACGAAUUAUGCUUCCUCUCUGUUAACUUUCUUAAUGACUACUUUUGGUACAUGUGAAUACAGAAUCUUUUCUGCAGAA